UUCGGAGAGUGAGGCCUUGGAGUCCGGGAGCCGGGGCCUGGGAGGAAGCGUGGCAGCGGCGGGUGACCCACGCAAUUUCUGCCCCUGGCUCUCGGGCUACCCCCGGCGGCCGGCACGAUGUUUAAGAAACUCAAGCAGAAGCUUAACGAGGAGCAGUUCCCCGUCAGGAGCAGCCUAGCUCAGGCUUCUCCAAAGUCAACUCCACCUUCAACAGGAAAUAGAAGCCACACCUCUUCCUUGUCAGGUCAACACAAUGAAGGCACUUUAGGUGACAGAGAGAAUGUACUCAAGACAUCGACUGAAAACCUGUCUUCUCCGAAGAUAACAGAUCACUUCAGUGAUGAAGGUUCAGUCACUGUUCCGAAGCCUGAGAUGCAGUCAUUUACCCAAAAACUACAGCUUCGUGUUCCAUCUAUCGAGUCUUUAUUCCGAGCCUCUUCAAAAGAGACUCUAUUUCAGUCUCCUUCAAAAGAAUCAUUGGUGCGAUCUGCCUCAAGAGAAUCUCUCAAUAGAAUCGAUGCAGAUGUUCACAGUUCUGGUAUCACCUUUGAUCCAUCGUCAGACAUUGAAAGUGAGGCAGAAGAUUCCACAGGUAACUUUGAGAGCCUUAGCAAGGAUCCAUCUUCGAACCAGUUCCGCAGGAUGGAGCGGAGUUUGAGCAACUAUCGGCUGAAGUAUUCAGAGUUGGUCACUGCCUAUCGGACUUUGCAGAGAGAUAAAGAAAAAAUGCAGGUAGUUUUAAGUCAGGGUCAAGAUAAAGCCCUACGUAGGAUUGGAGAAUUGCGUGAGGAGCUCCAAAUGGAUCAGCAAGCAAAGAAGCAUCUUCAAGAUGAGUUUGAAGCAGCACUGGAGGAGAAAGAUCAACUUAUUGGUGUUCUGCAGACACAGGUUGCAUUAUUGAAGCAAAGGAUGGGACUUACAGGGGCAAAUACAGAUCUGGGUGAAUCCACAGUUCAAGCACCUGUGACUGAAAGUACAGAAGCAGUUCAAGCGAGUCCUAAUAAUGAAGAAAAUAACAUCGACAGUCCCGAUGGAUCAGGAGAGGGAUCUGGAGAUGCUGCUAAUUCUUUAUCCAUUCUUCAAAAACGAAUAAAGAGGCAAGAAAAUCUCUUGCAGCGUUGUAAGGAGAUGAUUCGUACACACAAAGAACGUUGCACCCAGAUGACCAGUGAAAAGGAAGCCCUUCAAGAACAACUGGAUGAACGCUAUCAGGAGCUGGAAAAAAUAAAGGAUCUACACACUGCCGAAAAAACAAAACUAAUCACUCAGCUCCGAGAUGCAAAGAACUUAAUUGAACAGUUGGAACAAGAUAAGGGUAUGGUGAUCGCAGAGACAAAACGACAGAUGCAUGAAACAUUGGAGAUGAAGGAAGAGGAAAUCUCUCAACUUCGUGCCAAACUUCAGCAGUUCAGUGGACAACGUGAAGCUUUGCUUGAACAGAAAGAAAAGUCUGACAAAGCUGCAUUUGAGGAGCUCGAGAAAGCACUAGUCUCAGCUCAGAAAUCUGAAGAUAAGUGUAAAAAACUGAAGCAGGAGAUGGAAAAACGGUUAAAAGCUAUGGAGGAAACAAAUGAAGAACAACAAAAGAACUUGCAACAGGAGCUUUCACGAGUUAAGCUGGAAGUUGUAACUGUAAUGAAGUCCUCUGAAGAUCGUAUUGGAGAACUGGAGAAAAGUCAUAUGGAAGAACUGACCUGCAAAGAAAAGGAGUUUAUGAAGCAGUUGCAAGCUUCUCAGCAGGAGUUUCAGGAACAGUUAAAAAAGGCUCUGGACAAGUGUCAUGCUGAGUACCAAGCAGAGCAACAGGAGAAAGAACAGCAAACUGUGUUGGCAUUAGAAGAACAGGAAUUACAAAAGCAGGCAGUUCAGACUCAAGCAUCUAAGCAAAUCCAGGAUUUGCAAGCAGAAUUGGAAACCUUCAAAACGAGAGUUUUGGAAUUGGAAAGUUUGCUUUUAAAGAAAUCACAAGAUGGUGAAGCUCAUGCAGAAGAGUUGGAAGCUGAGAAGGUCAAGCAUGAAAUAGAAAUUGCAGCCUUAAUUAAAACCCAUCAGGAGGCACUGGAAAGCUUGCGUCAAGAAGAAGAGCAGUUAUACACUGAAAAAAUACAGACAAUUAACCAUCAACACAAGGCUCAAGUGGAACAACUUGAGGAAAAAUCUAAAAAUCUAGAAGUACAAUUGAAAGGGAAAGAAACUCAAUUCCAUGCACACAUUGAGGAGAUGAACCAAAAAACACUAGAGAAACUUGACGUGAAACAAACUGAGUUGGAAGCACUGUCAACUGAGAUGACUGAAAUGCUCAGAAUACGGAAUGAGCUGGAAAAUAAGUUAACUGCAAUUGAAGCAGACCAUGAGAAGGAGCUGGCACAGAAGAAACUACAUUAUGAAGAAAAAAUUGAGGCUGAUAGAAAAGGCAUUGAACAAUCCUUUAGUGGAGUUGAGAAAACAUUGACAGAUGAGGUAAACAACCUCCGUCGCCAUCUUGAGGGCAAGGACAAAAUUGUAGGAGACCUUCAAGUAGAAAGAGAGAGUCUGGUAAAUGAACUUGAAACGGUUAAAAAAGAAGCCACAGAAAUUUCUGCAGAACUUGAAUGUAUGAAGCAAACCUAUCAGCAAGACCAAGCAAAUGCUGAGGAACAGUUUAAUUGGAAACUAGAUGAUCAACGUCAACUGUAUGAAACGCAAUUAACAGAAUUGCGGAACUUGCUAAGGAACUUAGAGACUGAGAAAGAAAAGAAACGGUUGUCAGAUCAGACCAGACACAAUGAGAUUACUGCCAGUUUAGAUAACUAUAAAUCCCAGACCCAGGAAUUGGCAGAGAAAAACAGUGAGCUGCUAAAUAAAGUAGCUUUCCUGACAGAACAAUAUGAAACCCAAAUAGCUCAGCUGGAAUCAGACAUUGGACAGUUACAGACAAGUUCAGAAGAAAAGCAAAAGGCACUUAAUGAUGCACAAAAUAUUCAGAAACAGCAGGCAGAAGUCUUUACUCAAAAACAAACAGAAGAACAAAAAGUAACUGCGCAGCAAAUUGAUUCACUUCACGAGGAAUAUGGAAAAAAGAUAAAGGCACUUGAAACAAAGCUUGAAGAAGUUAAACAAAAGGGAACUGAAAUGCAGGAUAAAUUGCGGAUUGAACUGUCUGAACAAGAGAUGAAAUUAAAAACACAGCUAGAGAAACAACAGAAGGAAUUUGUUGAAAAGGAACAAAUGUUCAAUGAAAAAUUAGUGGAAAUGGCACAUGCAAGUUCUACGGGAAUGAAUGAAACUGUGACACAGUUGGAAUCAAAUCACAAACAGCAACUGGAAACUGUUAAGGAGUUUCAUAAGCAGGAGUUUGAAGAACUUCAACAAAGCUGGGAGAAAAGGAUGAAUCGGCAGAUUGAAGAAUUGCAGGAAAAGCACGAGACUGCAUUUCAAGAAAAGCAAGAAGAAUUGAGAGAGUUAAAACAGAACCUUGAAGCUUCCAAUAAUGAAAGUGCUGAGUUAGCCAUGAAAAUAACUGAACUUACCAAGGAGGUUGCUUUAGGAGCAGAUAAAAAACAGCAACUUCAAGAGGAAUUGAAGGAAGCAUUUGUUCAAGUUGACACUUUGAUAAAAAGUGAAACAGAGCUUAAAGCUAAAUUACAGGCUUUUGAAGAUGCUAACAGACAAAAACUGUUGGAAAAAACAGAAUUAGAAAACUGUCUAAAUGAACUGAAGAAAGCAGAUGAGCAGAAUCAGGUUAAGAUUCAGGAGCUUAGCAAUUUGUUGAAGAACACUGAGGAUAACUUUCAUGCAUUAGAAAAUAUGCGUUGCAAAGAGACUGAGGAGUAUCAGAAACAACUUCAAGAAAAGUCUGUUGAACUUGGGAAUGAAAGCAAAAUCAGGAGCCAAGUAGAGCAGUUAAUUAAUAAUUUUCAUGAAGCAAAUAUGAAAGUCGAGCUGCAAACCAAUGACUUUAAUCUGAAGUGCACUGAAAAAAUGGAUAUCCUUCAUGAACGUGUUAAAAUUUACCAAAGUCAAAUUGAGAAGGUACAAAAGGCACUAGUCAAAAGAAUCAGUAGGGUUGGUGAACUAGAAGUUAAACUGGACGAGUUAGUAAAGCAAAAUGUCUUAUUGAAUGAUUCGGUGCAGCAUACAACACAACAAUUGCAUAAUGAGCAACAAAAUUUUAAGGCAUUGCAAUCUGAACUCCAAACCAUUUCUGCACAGCAUAGUACACUCCAGCAAGAAAGCAAACAAAAUAGUCAAGAAUUGACUGAGAAGGAAGCUUGCAUUGAACAGUAUAAGAAAGAAUUGUCUGAAAGUGCAUUAGCUUGCAAAUCCACUACAGAACAGCUAAAGGAAAAAGAAAUAGUAAUCUCAAGCUUGGAGGAACAAAUACGUGAUCUAAAGUUGGAGCUUGAGCACAGUAUUUCCCUUUCAGAUAAGGAAGAAGCUGUUUCAUUACUUGACAAACAAUACAAAGUGGAACAACAAAUGUUGCUGGACCAAAUUGAUCAACUAUCUGCAAAUGUUAAAACUGUUUCUCAAGAAAAAGAUUCAGCCCUUGAACAGGCAAGCCAGCACAAAAGCAAGUUAACAGAAUGGAAGAAAAAGAUGGAAUCAAAAUUAGUACAGCAUAACAACAAAAUGAAAGAGCUUGAGUCAAAAUAUGAGACAUCUAUUCAACAGAAUAAGGAGAAGGAUGACCAAAUAUCAACAUUGACAGCAGAGGUGGAAAAACUGACCACCAACCUACAAAGUAUUACAAUUGAAGUUGAAUACAUGGCAAAGGAGAAAGAGAAAAUUGUAAAUGAUUUGAAUGCCCAACUGGAAAUAACCAAAUCUAGAAUAGCAGAACUAGACCAAGACAUUGCAGCAAAGUCUGAGGAAUGUAAAGUUGUUGAAGAACUCAACAAGCAAUUGCAUCAGAAGGAGACUGAAUUGCAGGAGAUGGGACUGCUGCUUGAACAGGCUCAGGUUGGAGCUUGUGACCAGGACAGCAGAUAUAAGAAUGCUGAAGAAAAAGUCCAAUCAUUUGAGAAAGAGAUGGAAUCACUGCGAGUUGAAUUUUCACAGAAACAGAAUGAAUGGGAACAAACUAAAUUUGAACUCAUAAAUAGCAAAGAGAAAGAACUCAUAGAUUUAGAAACUAGAAUGAAAACUGAGAGCACCAGUAAAAUCGCUGAAUUCAAGAAAAAAGCAGAACAAAAAAUUGCAAAAAUAAAGAAGCAAUUAACUAAUCAAUUAGAAGAAAAAGAAAACAGUGCAAAUGAACAAAUAAGAGACUUGAAACAAAAAGCACAGGAUCAAGAAGCAGUCAUUGGAGCCUUAAAAGAGAAACUGAAAAUUCUAGAAGCUUCAAUUGGAUCAGAAAAGGAAGAAAAGCAGAAAUGGGUUGAGAAAGUGAAAAAAGAAAUGGAACUUGAGAAGGAGAGCUCUCUGAAAUUGUUGAAAGAAAGCUAUGAAAAAAGGAUUAUCGUUCUACAGAUGGAUGUGUCAGCGAGAGAUGAAAUGUUGCAAAAAUACAGAGACAAUCAGCUAGAAACAAAUGCUGAACAUGAGAUCAGCAAGUCUUAUACAGAUCUUCAAAAGCAUCGAGAAAAAGUUGAAGAUGAGAAACAAAUCCAGAAGAGAGAUGGAGAUGAGUUUGAACAACAGAAGCAUGUACAUCCAUUACUGGCAGAAGAACAAAAGGAGGAAAUUAACACAGUAGAAAAGUUAAAGGAACAAUUGAGCAUAAAAGAGAAACACAUAAAUGAGAUGGAAAAAAUAAUUGCAGAGUUACAAAAUAAAAUCCAGGGUAAAGAGAUUCCUGAGAAGCAAACCCUAGGGGAGCUAUCAAGUGUCUUCACUUUAAAAAAGAAAGAUGUUGAGGGGCAGGAAAACUCAGAGAGCAGUUGUCUGAUUGAAGGCUACAAAAAACAGAUACUGGCACUCCAGGAGCAGUUGGAAGAAAAAGUUUCUCUACUUAAGAUCUUUGAAGAAAGUUCUGAAGAGAAGACAAAAUCUGACACAGAACUACAAAAGUUGCUCAAUGACAUGCAGGAGCAACAAAAAGAAUUGGGACACAAACUGGAAGAGGCAGAAAAUGAGAAACAAAAAGCUCGCAAAGAACAGGCUAAACUGCAAAAAGACAUUCGUGCGUUACGCAAAGAACAUGAGGCUGAAAUAGAAAUCAUUCGCAAAGAAGUAUGUGAAGAAACUGAAAAUAAAGCCAAGUUGGAACUGGAGGAUCUGCAGCUGAAACAUAACUCAACUCUCAAACAGUUAAUGCGAGAAUUCAAUACACAGCUAGCUCAAAAAGAAGAAGAGUUGAAUAUUUCUGUCAAACAAGCUAUUAGCAAAGCCCAGGAAGUGGAGGCAGAGCUCCUGGAAACCCACAAGGAGGAUGUAAACCAGCUCUAUCGCAAGAUCGCUGAAAAGGACGAUUAUAUACAAAGGACAGCAAAAAAAUAUGAAGAGAUUUUGCAGUCUCGAGAAGAAGAAAUGACUGUUAAAGUGACUGAACUGCAGGCAGAACUAGAGGAGUUAAGAGCCCAGCAUCAGCUGUUACAGCAUAAUGAUGAAAAUCAGAAUAUUGAACAGGAAUGUCCAUUAACAGUGACAGAACUGCAGGCACAGCUAGCAGAGAAAACUACUCUUGUUAAUGAUGCUAUACUCCAUGAACAGGAACUUAGAGAGCAGAUUCAUUCACUUCAGGAUCAGCUUAAGGUUCAUGAAAAAAAUUCUUGUAUGUCAUCAUUUGGAACACCAUAUAGAGAUGGAAAUUAUGCUGUUGAUGGUUCUGUGAUAACAGAGCCUACAGAAUUAGAAUAUCUUAAGAAGGUGCUCUUUGAAUACAUGAUGGGAAAGGAAACUAAGACUUUGGCAAAAGUUAUAACCACUGUACUAAAGUUCCCAGCAGAGCAGACACAGAAAAUAUUAGAACGAGAAGAGUCUCGAUCUACAUAUUCCUCAUCUCGUACUGGUAUUUUCUGAGGCUUGGUUGGUGAUGCAGUCACUUAAUACAUGGACUUGGUUGCGCUAACUGGGAAACCUACAAGGGUGACACGGAGCUAUUCCAUGAUCAUGCUGCUGGGAUGUUAUUUAUCUGUUUGCUUGUGCAGGGAAGGGAAAUAUGGUACUAUUUAAAAGAUGAUGUUUCUAUGGCCUUUAACUGUGAUUUGUAUAAAGUCUAAAAUUUGAGGAAGACUUGACAUUAUUCUGAUGUUAACUCUAGCAGGUUCUUGUUAAAUGGCACUAGGAUAAAUUGUGCAAUAAAUUUCUAAUGGGAUAUAAGCCGUGAAUGGGUGCCGUUAAUGUUUGACUGGAAUGCUUCUUUCUGUACAGCUUGAUUUUUUUUUGCUAGGUAAUAUACUUGGAGCUUUAGCCUAUAAAGAUACUGAAUCGCAGUACCUAGUUUGUUUACUACAGCUUUUGUACUUGUAUUUUGGAGAGAUACACUACUGUAAAUUGUAAAUACAUGAUUCAUAUCUAUGCUAAGCAAAA
Hemiscyllium ocellatum (epaulette shark) is the source of this 7452-nucleotide messenger RNA. RefSeq names its product golgin A4 (gene golga4). The transcript is spliced from 25 exons. NCBI's taxonomy places the organism in Eukaryota, Metazoa, Chordata, Chondrichthyes, Orectolobiformes, Hemiscylliidae. Gene Ontology annotation, biological process: Golgi vesicle transport. Gene Ontology annotation, molecular function: small GTPase binding. Bases 118 to 6942 code for a protein of 2274 amino acids. Gene Ontology annotation, cellular component: Golgi apparatus. The record is from RefSeq and is a predicted model, not a curated record.